UGAAUAGCUGAUGAGCUUCGUCCCGGGUUCCUACCUCCCGCCAUGGUGUCGCGGGCAGUAAGGGCGAUAUUCUUCGCGCUUUCACUCUCUGGCCUAUUCGGAUGCUGGUUCGUCCUCAUCGCCUGGGGGCGCGCGAUCAAGGCAGAAUGGGCAGCGCUCACAUACUUGCUCGGGUUGACGCUAUGCCAAGGGGUGUUCUGCCUCGGCAUGAUCUGGGAGAUGGAUCCGUAUUACAUGCCUUGGGUCCUCUGCGUCGCUCAACCCAUCGUCAUUGCCUUCUCGACCUUCGUCAUGACCGGGCUCGUCACUACGUUUAGCUGUUCGACAUUCAUCUUCAUCACGAAAGGAGGGAGGACCACACCCCUUCAGUGGCACCCAUUGUUCCUCCUCCCUCUUGUCGCAUUUCCCGUGGCCGCGACGAUCGUCCAAGCAACCGUGGUCAUGAAGCUCGGCGCGGUGACCCUCGAAGAUGGCUUGCAGUGCGACGCAAAUGACCCCCUUUGGACGCGAUUUCUGAGCUACGCCGGCGCACCAUACAUCCUCACAAUCCCGUGCAUCGCUUUCUCCGCCGCCUCAGUUGUCCGCAUACGCGCCACAGAUCGCAAGGCGCGAGUCUCUCGCACGCUCGUCGCCUCGGAUGCAGGGCUCACAUCCCCGGUGCAUAGCAUCCCACUACCCUCGCCCGUAUCUCCAGUCUCUGUCCGGCCUUCGACGUCUUCAAGAUAUAGCAGACCACCUAAUAACCGCUCCUGCUCAUUCGCGUCCCUCAACUGCGCCAACCCGCCUGCUAUACCACCCUCUCCAGAUCGCCCGCCUCCGCUUCCCCCGAUCAGUGCUUAUGCGGAGGCUAUACAGUCGCCGACGUCCGCGACGCGGCUCGUUGGCGCGACGUACAGCGCAGGGCGAAGACGAAGCGUAAGCUUCUCUGGGCCCGCCUCCGCGGCCCACGCGACAUCAUCUUGGGCAAAAGACGAUGUAUCGAUCGUAUCGGAAGAGGUACCCCUGGACAAACAGUCGCCCUACGAUGAAGAACUAUGGGUCGGCGCAGACCACCACGAGGAGGUUCUCCCGGUCGCGCAGCCAUGCUAUCUACCAGGCAACGGGUCGGUCAGGCGUGCUUUCUCGACGGAGAGCGAGGAGUUCGACGACGACAACCAGUCGGUGGAGAGCGCAAGCGUCUUCCCUGUGCGCUCAGCGGGCACGGAUGCGUCGACGGUGCGCACUUCGUGCGACAGAACGACGGAGACAGAUGGAGCCACGUCGACUCAACCCGAAUCAUCCGUUCGCGCGGCAUCUCUCAAGCUCAGCCGAAGGCCAAGGCGGCUAUCCCUUCCUGUAUCCUUGCAGUCUCGUCGCUCCGCAUCUGCGAGUCAGUUUCGAGGGGCGAUUUGGCGGAUUGUAUUCUUCCAGUUCACCUUUAUCGCCGUCCAGAUCCUCAGCUCCGUGACCACGGUCAUCGACAUCGCGACUGGGCGGCCCACGCCGACGCCAGUAGGUACUCAUCACGCAGCUCUCCUGCUCGCGGCCUGGGGGCCCAUAUUCGUAUUCGGGUCAUCACCCGCGGUUCGGAGGAGACAGUUUUGAGCGAUACACCAUGUACCAAGAUACCCAGUUUUCACACGCUAUUGUGUGCUGUACUUGUAUUCCAACUACGUCUGGAUGCUGCAUAGCAGCGUUGUACUAUAGGAAGCUGUCGCGCCUACGAGAAUGAGUCACCCA
Schizophyllum commune H4-8 is the source of this 1719-nucleotide messenger RNA. RefSeq lists its product as uncharacterized. Bases 43 to 1584 code for a protein of 513 amino acids. The record is from RefSeq and is a predicted model, not a curated record. The transcript has 8 exons. NCBI's taxonomy places the organism in Eukaryota, Fungi, Basidiomycota, Agaricomycetes, Agaricales, Schizophyllaceae.